GCCAUUUUCUCCAUUAUGGCCUUGUGAGGCAAAAAGCCAUCAGAGUAAAAGACUUAGUUAUACCGGCAGAAAACCCAUGGGACGACUCGGUUGAGCCAUUGUCGUAUAUGGCCACCAUGAAGCGACCCCAGCGAACCAAAGCAAGCGAAACCAACUUGGAAUAAGCAAUAAGACCAGCGUCUUUCGUUGACAGCGGUAUGGCGACGCGGAUCGAGGACCCGGCCUUUACACUCGCCUCGACACCAAAGCUCGUCGAUACGAAGGGCCCAGCGACCCGCGGCAGAGGCCGGUCCCGAAAGACAGCGGCAUCAGGUGCUAUAGCUUCAACUAUACCCACCGCAAACCCAGCGAGAACAUCCGCCAAAAGACAGAAAGAUCCCAAUCCCUGCUGUCCUCCUGCUCCUCCAUCAUCAUCCUCGACAUCAUCCACCCCUUCUUCGUGCGCGGGACGAGAUGACAAGAAAGCCCACCUCCGCCAGCGAAACCGAGAAGCAGCCCGCAAGUGCCGCGUCCGCAAACAGCGCGGCAUCGAGGACCUCCAGUCCAACGAAGCCGCCGUAACCGCCGUCCACCAGGCCCUCGCCGCCGAAGCCACCAUGCUCCGCAGCGAGGUCCUCAUGCUCAAGAACAUGGUCCUGCAGCACGGCGGAUGCGGGUGCCCCUAUAUCCAGGCCUAUAUCGAGGGUGCCGCCUCCAGGCUGCUCACGAGGCCUUCGACCUCCUCGUCCUCCGAUUCCCCCGUCUCCCCCCGUUACUCCUUUCCCCACGAUACCGAGGCCGACCACGCCUACUCAGUAAGGAAUUCGACCAGCACCACUAGCGACCCUCCACGAAUGGGAAGCGAGGGCGGGGAGCUGGCGGGGGUGGACUUGCUGAAGGCCUGACUUGCAGUAUGCGUCCUGGUGCUGUGUUCUGAUAAGGGGCAAAAAAAAAAGGAAAACCCGAAAAAAGUCAAGACGGCUCGCGAAGACCCAUGACACUUUGCUUCUCGAGUUGCUGACCGCGACGGCUUCAAACCCCAAAGUAGGAGGGACAAGUAAAAAGGCCCAGCUGAAGCGCAUCAAUGUGCGCUGGAGAUCGCUCGUUUAUAAAUCG
Molecule: messenger RNA, 1095 nt
Organism: Sodiomyces alkalinus F11
Lineage: Eukaryota; Fungi; Ascomycota; Sordariomycetes; Glomerellales; Plectosphaerellaceae
Exons: 1
Coding region: 198-884 (228 amino acids)
Biological process (GO): regulation of transcription by RNA polymerase II
Molecular function (GO): DNA-binding transcription factor activity, RNA polymerase II-specific; RNA polymerase II cis-regulatory region sequence-specific DNA binding
Source: RefSeq, a predicted model, not a curated record